AUGCGCUGCGCCGGCGACGCGUCCGGCCGGUGCAGUCCCUCUCCCUCCAGCUACGCUGCGCAGACCUCCAUGAGCAUCCGCCGCCACCGCGAUGGUAGCACUAGCAGCAGCAGCACACACAAGGAGGCUUCCAACCGCGGCGCCUGCAAGUUCACGUUGCAGCAGUUGUCCGCGGCUACGGACGGCUUCUCCGACUCCAACCUCAUCGGAGAGGGAGGCUUCGGCAGGGUCUACAAGGGCCACCUCCACCUUGAUGAUGACUCCGGCACGCCGACGUCGGUGGCCGUCAAGCAACUGUGUCGUGGUCGUGGCGGCAUGCAGGGGAGCCGGGAAUUCGCGAUCGAGUGUGGGAUGCUGAUGGCGCUCCGCCACGCCAACAUCGUAACCCUCAUAGGCUACUGCGCCGAGGGCCACGAGCGCCUCCUUGUCUACCCAUUCCUCCCCCGUCGCAGCCUCGACUCCCAUCUCUUCCUCACUGUCUCCCUCCCCGGCGAUGAUGGGCGCCGCCGCCAACCAUUGGACUGGAACACGCGCGUCAAGAUUGCGCGCGGCACCGCCAGGGCGCUGCGGUACCUGCACGAGUCGGUAACGCCACCGGUCAUCUACCGGGACCUCAAGGCCGCCAACAUUCUCCUCGCCGACGACUUCACGCCCAGGCUCUCUGACCUCGGCCUCGCCAAGCUUGGCCCGGCCGGCGACGACACCCACGUCUCCACGCGUGUCAUGGGCACCCACGGCUACUGCGCGCCCGACUACGCCGCCUCGGGCAAGCUCACCGUCAAGUCCGACGUCUACAGCUUCGGCGUCGUGUUGCUGGAGAUCAUCACGGGCCGAAGGGCGUUCGAUGCAGCACGGGAGGAGGAGCAGCGACUACUACUGGUGUGGGCCAAGCCAUGCCUCACCGACGUGCGGAGGGGGUACAACAAGCUGGCCGACCCAACGCUAAGGGGUCGGUACCCUCGCAAGGCGCUCUACCAGCUCGCCGUUGUUGCAUCCCUCUGCCUCCACGACAAGCCCAACCUCCGGCCCACCAUGUCUGAGGUCACCCGGGCGAUCGACCAUGUUGUCUCGCAGCCUUGGCACGAACCUGCAGUUGUUGUAGAUCAAGAAUAG
Messenger RNA from Lolium rigidum, 1113 nucleotides. RefSeq names its product probable serine/threonine-protein kinase PBL7. The coding region runs from base 1 to 1113 and encodes 370 amino acids. Lineage: Eukaryota; Viridiplantae; Streptophyta; Magnoliopsida; Poales; Poaceae. Gene Ontology annotation, molecular function: ATP binding; protein kinase activity. Gene Ontology annotation, biological process: protein phosphorylation. The transcript has a single exon. The record is from RefSeq and is a predicted model, not a curated record.